Linepithema humile (Argentine ant) is the source of this 16208-nucleotide messenger RNA. It is a transcript of the gene ft, whose product is annotated as cadherin-related tumor suppressor fat. Lineage: Eukaryota; Metazoa; Arthropoda; Insecta; Hymenoptera; Formicidae. Gene Ontology annotation, biological process: homophilic cell-cell adhesion. Gene Ontology annotation, cellular component: plasma membrane; cell-cell junction. Gene Ontology annotation, molecular function: calcium ion binding. The record is from RefSeq and is a predicted model, not a curated record.
GCCGUCCGUCUUCACCUCGCAUCACAACCUACCUCAAAGGGUCACGCGGUUAGUGCCACGAAGGUCACCGAUGUUGCCGCAGGACAGCGCCGCGACGACAGGCCUGACGAUGCAGAGCAGAGCGGUCGACACGCGGGUCCAGCUCGAAGUGAAGGAGGGCGAGCCCAAGGGCACUCUCGUCGGCACGAUACCGGUGAAAUCGGAUUUCACCUACAGAUUCAACGAGCCGCCCCAGGAGUUCGAGCUCGAUCCGAAGAGCGGCGAAAUCAAAACGGCGAAAGUGCUGGAUCGCGAGGCGUUGAGCAGCGAUCGCUUCGACCUGGUUGUGCUGUCGAGUCAACCGACCUAUCCGAUCGAGGUGCGCAUUCUCGUGCUUGACGUCAACGACAACGACCCGGAAUUCCAGGAUCCUAUCAUCACGGUGAGCUUCUCGGAAUCGGCCGCGCCGGGCACGAAGCUGCUGCUCGACGCCGCGACGGACCGCGACACACCGGAGAACGGCGUUCUCGACGAUUAUUUCAUCGUAGACGGCAACACGGACGGAAAAUUCCGUCUGAGUAUUACGGGCAAUCCGACCGGUGAAACAUCGUACUUGCACCUGGAGACGACGGGUAAACUGGACCGCGAGCAAGUGGAGUUUUAUUCGCUCAACAUAUGCGCGCGCGACCGCGGCCAACCGCCGCGCGUAGGUUUUCUGCUGGUGAACGUGACCGUCCUGGACGUGAACGACAAUCCUCCCGUCUUCGUGCACAGCGAUUACGUAGUGGAGUUGAACGAGAGCGCGCCGGUCGGCACGACGGUGCUGACGGUGAACGCCAUCGACAAGGAUUCGGAGGAUAAUGCGAAGCUCACAUAUUAUUUAACGGAGAAUGAGCGCAAGUUCACGAUCGAUCCGGAGAGCGGCACGAUCCGGACGGCGGAGCCGUUGCGGUGCCCUCGGCAAAACUGCGGCUUGGCUCGCACGGACGGCAACUGCUCCAAGAGCUGCGUCAUCAGAGUUUUCGCCCGCGAUCACGGCUUGCCCAGGCAGGACGGUCGUACGUACGUGACGGUGAAUCUGCUAGACGCCAACGAUCACGAUCCGUUGAUCAAGUUUUCCUUUAUCCCACCGCAUGCGGAAGUGGCGAAUGUCGACGAAAACACCCCGAAUAACACGAUUGUCGCGGCGGUGACGGUGGCCGACGAAGACGAAGGACCGAACGGCGAGACUAGCCUGGAGAUACGCGCCGGUAACGAGUUGAGCCACUUCUGGCUCGAAGAAACGCAAACUUUCAAUAUCGUGCGGGUGAACGGCCGGCUGGAUCGCGAGGAGAUACCCAAGUAUAAUCUCACGGUCGUCGCGACCGACAAGGGCACGCCGCCCAGAUCGGCUACAGCCUAUCUCGUUAUCUACGUGAACGAUAUAAACGAUCACGAGCCCGUCUUUCAGCAGAGCGAAUAUUCGGCGGUGUUGUCGGAACUCGCGCCGAUCGGCAGCUUCGUCAGCAGCAUCUCGGCGACAGACGCGGAUUCCGGGCUGAACGCCAAAAUCACCUACGAGAUCAGUUCCGGCAACGAACAGUGCUGGUUCUACAUCAACAACAACACGGGCCUCAUCACCACCGUGGCUGCCUUGGAUCGCGAGAUACACGGCAGCAUCGAGCUGCGUGUGUCAGCGCGAGACGGCGGUCCGAACGCCAAAUACGCGUCCACACAUCUCAAAGUUACGAUUCUCGACGAGAAUGACGAAGCGCCGCGCUUCACCGAAACCGUCGUCGAGGUCACGCUGUCGGAAAACACGCCGCGAGAUAGUCCAGUCGCUACACUCACGGCCAUCGACAACGAUCAGGGUACGAAUGGCAGUGUCACGUACAGCUUUCACCCCAGCGUCUUGCGCGAUUACCCCAAGACUUUCGCGCUCGACGCAUUGACCGGGCAGUUGACGACGAAGACCGAUCUGGAUCGCGAGACUAUUAAGGAAUACACUAUUCUCGUGGUGGCGAAAGAUCAAGGUACACCGGUGCUGUCCUCAACAGCCACCGUAAUUCUGACACUGGAGGACGUCAACGACAACUCGCCGGUCUUCUAUCCUUGGAAAUAUGUAAUGUUCGUUCCCGAAGGAGCUAAGGCGGGUACGACGAUAGGUAAAAUCACAGCGACCGAUGCCGACAGCCGAGAAAAUGCUCAGGUGCGGUAUUCGUUGGAAUCCGGCGGCGAGCAUCGUUUCGCGGUGGACGAGAGAACUGGCGAUAUCACUCUUCUCACCUCUACCGCUAAAUUGCGAAAAACAUUGUACAAGCUGACCAUUUCGGCAAAGGACACUGGCGAUCGGAUGGCGGACAGGAGCGCCGUGGUGGAGAUUAUUCGUAUGGAAGAUUUGGAGCUUUUGGAAUUCGACACCUACAACGGCUACGAGUUUCGCAUUCCCGAAGAUCGAGGCGACUGCGACGCGAUCUCGUUCGGCUUUGGUCGGGAGAUCGGCAAGGUGCAGAUAACGCAGUACAGAGAGGUGCGCUACUCCAUCGUGUUCGGCGACCCGAAGGGCAUCUUCAGGAUCGACGAGAGCAGCGGCACAAUCAGCACCGCCGCGUGUCUAGAUCGCGAGCAAAUGGAUUAUUACAGUUUGCGGCUGACUGUGCGCGACGAUUUCGCGUACGGCCACACGACCGUCAAUAUCACCGUGCAAGACCUCAACGACAAUCCACCGAGGUUUCCGAAGGGUGAUCGCGGCGACGAGAUUCUUCUGCCGGAAAGCGCGGCGGUGGGACAGGAAGUGUGCUUGGCGCGGGCCAGAGACCGCGACGCCGACGCCAAUGCCAGAAUCACGUAUUCUCUCACGCAUAAUCCGAACGGACAGUUCAGAGUGGCCGAGAAAUCGGGCAUCAUCUACCUGGAUAAACCGAUUCGAGCGCCUCCCGGCACGGUGCUCCAUCUCGAAGUAACGGCCACCGAUUCCGGCAGCCAGCCGCUGUCCGCGCAACAUCAAGUCUGGGUGACGAUCGAGGAUGUCAACGAUCAUACGCCGGUUUUCCGCUUGACCACCUACGAGAUCUCGCUACCCGAAUCCACGCCGGUCAACGAGCGUUUCUUCGCUCUGAUGGCGCAUGACGCGGAUCUCGGCGCCAACGGCAGAGUGCUGUACACGGUGACCGACGGCAACACGGUCGAGGAAUGCUUCGGUAUCUUCCCGGACGGCCAGCUGUACGUGAAAAACGUUCUCGAUCGCGAAAAACAAGAUUAUUACGCGCUCGAGGUCACCGCGUCCGAUCAAGGCGAUCCGUCGCGAAGUUCUGUCGUACCGGUGAUCGUGCAUGUGAUCGACGUAAACGACAACGCGCCCGAAUUCACCAACAGCAGUUUCAGUUUCCAUCUGCGCGAAAACGAGCCACCCGACACUUUUGUCGGCAAGCUACUGGCCACCGAUCACGACGUCAGCCGUAACGCCGAUCUCAUGUUCUCGUUGUCGGCGAAUCAACAAGACUUCGUGGUCGAUCCGCGAAACGGCUUCGUCAAGUCGCUGCGCGUGUUCGACCGCGAGCAAUUGGUCGCCAGCACCGGCGCCAGCUACGUCACCCUGGAGGCCACCGUCACCGACAACGGCGUCGACCGUCUUCGCGAUCGCGUCAAGGUUACUAUCUACAUCGCCGACGUCAACGACAACGUGCCGCAAUUUCAGCGUACACCCUAUCAGGUGCAGGUGAGCGAAGGCGCCGCGAUCGGCACGCAGCUGUUAAGAGUGUACACGAGCGACGCCGACGAGGGUCUGAACGGCGACGUGUUCUAUUCGUUGGAGAACGGCAACCAACACGGCCAUUUCAUGAUAGACGAGGCGACCGGGCAGAUCUCACUGAUGAAGGAACUCGAUCGCGAAAUGUCCGACACCUACGUACUCACCGUCGUCGCGCACGACGCCGGGCUGGAAACACGCCUGUCGUCCAGCGCGACCGUUCGCAUCCAAGUACUCGACGAGAAUGACAACGUGCCGCGCUUCGUUGAUAACAAAUCGCGAAUCUCCGUGCUGGAAACCACGCCGAUCAACACCGAAUUGCUGCGAUUCAAAGCUACCGACAACGAUCUCGGGCUCAACAGCGAACUGACGUUCGCGAUUUCGGGCGGAAACAAGAGAGACAUAUUUUACAUCGACUCGCUAACCGGCAUUCUGUAUCUGAAAAAACCUCUGGACUACGAAGAGCAGCAUCGGCACACGCUAAACAUCAGCUGCAGCGACAACGGUCAGCCGCGGCUCAGCUCGCUCAUCAAUCUGACGGUCGAGGUGAUCGACACGAACGAUAAUCCGCCCAUGUUCCCGAUGACCGCGUUAGUGCGCCAGAUACGCGAGGGUAUCCCCGUGCGUACGCCGAUCGUCACCAUCACCGCCGAGGACCCGGAUUCAGGCGAGAACGGCGUCAUCAGCUAUUCGAUACUCAGCCAGGAUCCGGAGGAUCAGGUGCGCCGCUUCGGCAUCAAUCCAUCGAGUGGCGUAAUCCAUACGCUGCUGCCGAUCGAUCGCGAAGAGGUCGAUACGUUCCGACUCGUGGUGGUCGCGACCGACCGAGCGCAGUCGCCGAGCGCACGCCUGUCCGCCGAGAAGGUGAUGGUCGUGAUCGUCGAGGACGUGAACGACAACGCGCCGAUCUUCAUCAGUAUGUCGGCGGUGGUGCUACCGCCGCUGCAUGCCAACAAUUUCAAUUAUCAUCAAUCGCCGGUUAAAGAAGUCGUCGUCACGCAGCUUGCCGCCCGCGAUCUCGAUUCCGGCUCCAACGGCCUGGUGACGUACGAACUUCUCCGAACUUCUAGCGUCAACUACUCGGACAUGUUCCGAAUUCACCGCAACACCGGCCAAUUGACCAUGAGACUGCCGCGAUCCGCUCCGAAGAGCGAUCCCUUCGAACGAGUAUCCAAAUACCAGAUAGGCAUCCGAGCGACGGACGAGGCGGUCCAAGCGGAGCGUCGCUCGUCCGAGACUUACGUGACCCUGAUUAUGCCGGGCGAGGACGGCGACGAUCAGCCAAUUUGGGAGCAUCGAGGCCAGAUCGAGGGUAGCGUUUACGAGAACGAGCCGGUCGGCACCAGCAUUCUGCGUGUGAGCGCGCGCAGCCGUCGUUCUAACAUCGAGGUCGAAUAUUACGUGACGAACGUGACCGCCGGCGGCGGCCCCGGCGACGGGCCCCAGGUCGAACGGCUCUUCGACAUCGAUACGAAGACCGGCGUGCUGUCGACCGCGGCCCAGCUCGAUCGCGAGACCGGCGUUCAGUGGUACGAGGUGGAGCUGUACGCCAUCGGCAUAGGCGGCACCAGGCCCAGUACAACGUCCACCAAAGUACGCGUGACGGUGCUGGACAAGAACGACGUAGCACCGACGUGGGGCUCAGGCCCAUGGAAAUUCAAGAUUUCCGAGGAGGCACCGCCCAACACCAUCAUCACGGUGCUCAAGGCCCACGAUCCGGACACUAUUGGCACUCUGACCUACACUCUGGUGCCGAAUCACCAUCGUUCCGGCAACCAUGUUGACUCUGCAGACAACGACAGCGAGACGCAGAGCCAAUUUAAACUACAUCCGAGCACCGGCCAGCUGAGACUUGCCGAGGCUCUCGACAGAGAAACGAAGGAGAAGUAUGUGCUGAAGGUGCGCGCUGACGAUGGCCUGCAGCACCGCGAUAUCGUGCUUAUCAUACAGGUUACUGAUACCAACGACAAUGCGCCAACAUUUCAAAGUACGGCAUAUUCUUUUGACGUGCCGGAAAACAUGCCCAGAGGGAGCCGCGUCGGUCAGGUCGUCGCGACGGACGCCGACGCCGAUGGACCUAAUAGUCAACUAAGCUACAUACUUAUCUCCGACUGGGCGAAUGAUGUGUUUUCCCUGAAUCCUAACACCGGCGUGUUUACGCUUACUGCGAGCCUCGACUAUGAGCAGGUGCAGCACUAUAUCUUCGUUGUUCAAGCGACGGAUGGUGGGGUGCCAGCAUUGUCGUCCACGGUGACGGUGUACUGUAAUGUCGUCGAUCUCAACGACAAUAUGCCGAUAUUCGAAACGGGACCGCAUACGGCCGACAUCAUGGAAAAUGCGACCAUCGGCACACCUGUAUUCACUGUGAUUGCCCAGGACUUGGAUUCCGGUGACAAUGGCAGGGUCACCUAUGCUGUCGCCGACGGCGACGACGAUGGAGACUUUGGGGUAGCGCCUAAUGGUACCCUCUUCACGCGUCGGUCUCUUGAUCGCGAACGAACAUCACUCUACAACCUAGUGCUCAGUGCCACCGACAAUCCGCUACCACCAGCUAAGCCCUUGUCCUCCACAGUACAGGUAACGGUUGUGUUAUUGGAUGUGAACGACAUGUCGCCGGAAUUCAUAUCGCCCACAAAAAAUUCCAUAAUCGAGAACGCGCCGAGCAAUACGGUGGUAAUGGCGAUAAAGGCCGUCGAUCGGGACGAAGGUCGAAACGGCUACGUCGAAUAUUUGCUGGAGAAUGAUAUUAACCUGCCGUUCACUCUGGGUCCGGUGGACGGGCUACUGCGCGUCUCCGGGCCGUUGGAUCGCGAACAAAAGUCCAACUACACCCUAGAAAUCACCGCCAAGGAUCGCGGUGAGCCACCGAAAUUAUCGUCGACCACCGUCACUAUCAUGGUACUCGAUGAGAAUGAUAACUCGCCGGUAUUCGAUUCUGGGCAGUACUUUGCUACUGUCGCCGAAAACGCCAGCAUCGGCGCCAGCGUGCUCCAGGUUUCGGCGAAGGAUCGUGAUGAAGGUGCGAAUGGUAGAGUAAGAUACAGCAUCGCGACAGGGGAUGAUAAUCGAGAUUUUAUAAUCUCGGAAGACGGCGGUGUAAUCAGGGUAGCGAAGAAUCUGAAUUUCGAACGCAAAUCUCGGUAUCAUUUGACAAUCCGCGGCGAAGAUUGCGCGGCAGAGGUCGGUAAAAUACCGCGCGGCGACACCGCCCAGGUCACGAUUACUGUAUUAGACAUCAAUGACAACGCGCCGGUCUUCCUUGACUCGCCCUACGUAGCGCAUGUUAUGGAGAACAUGGUGCCGCCGAAUGGCGGUUUGGUCAUACAGCAGGUCAAGGCGUACGAUGCGGACACACCGCCAUAUAAUGAUCAAGUGAGAUACUUCCUCAAGGAAGGCGACACGGACUUAUUUCGCAUAAACGCGAGCACCGGCGACAUAUCGCUUCUUCGACCGUUGGACAGGGAACUAAUACCCGAGUACACGCUCACUCUAGUGGCCAUGGAUACUGGUUCACCGCCUCUCACCGGAUCGGGCAUCGUCAAGAUCGUUGUUCUUGAUGUGAAUGAUCACAACCCCGAGUUCGCCCGGCAGGACUACAAGGCCAACGUGGACGAGAACAAACCCCCCGGAACGUGGGUCACCAAGCUGGACGCUACGGACAAGGAUGAAGGACUCAAUGCGAAGAUCAAAUACAGUCUGCUGGGAGACAAAGCGGAGCAUUUCUUCGUGGAUCCCGAUACGGGGGUUGUGGUGACCACGAUACCGUUAGAUCGCGAGGCGACCGCCGUGUACCAUUUCACCAUGGUGGCUCGGGACUCGAGCCCGACGGAGCUUCGAAUCGCUGCCGUCAAUUUGACAAUCUACGUGAACGACGCCAAUGACAAUGCGCCUUGCUUUUCCAGUACCCAGUACUCGGCCUACAUCCCCGAAACGGCCAAACCCGGUAACUUUGUAUUCGGCGCGAAAGCGAUCGACGACGACGACGGCCAGAACUCGCGGAUUGUUUAUCAGCUACAGGGCACAGACGCUCAUCGUUUCGUCAUCGAUCCGGACAACGGCGUGAUUCGCGCCGCUAAGGAACUGAAUGACAAAAACAUGUAUACAGUGUACAUACUAGCAUCAGAUUGCGGUGUUGAGCCCCAGUACGUGACUACCGAACUGCAGAUAUAUCUGUGGCAGCGAGAUCUGUUCCCCUCUUUUCAUUCCAACAUCAACACGAGGUUCACGCUACCCGAAGAUGUGCCAGAGGGCAAAGUGAUUAUGAAGCUAAGCGCGUUUGCAUCGAAGAACAAUGAAAAUGGUACUUUGUUGUAUGACAUGGCUGGUGGAAACAUUGGAGACGCUCUGAGAAUCGAUUCUCUCACCGGCGAGGUCAUAGUUGCUUCUGGUUUCGAUUACGAGACUGCUCCGCACUACGAAGCCUGGGUCUCGGUCUACAAUACAAAUGUACCCACGUUACGUAGUGUGAUUCAGUUGUUGGUGAAUGUUACGGACGCUAACGACAACGCGCCGGUUAUGGAGGCGGCCAUUUACAACGCAACAGUGCUGGAAGAAGAAUAUCCGCCGUUGUUCGUCGGCAAAGUGUCCGCGAAGGAUCGCGAUUCCGGCGAAAACGGCCAGGUCACUUAUCAUCUGGUCGAUGAUUUGUCCGAGUCUUUUACCAUUGACAGCAACACUGGACAGAUUGAAACUAACGUUAAACUUGAUCGCGAAGAGAUUGCGUCUUACGAACUGAUUGUGGAAGCUAGAGAUCAAGGCCAUCCUUGGUUAACCGGUACCGCCACGGUACUAGUGACCGUUUUAGACAAGAACGACAACCCGCCGCACUUUACACGAUUGUUUAGCGUUAACGUGACAGAGAAUGCGGAAAUUGGCACGUUUGUUAUACGAAUCACGAGCAGCGAUCUAGACAUCGGUCAGAAUGCAAACGUCAGCUACAGCUUCAGUGAUAAUCCAGGGAACAAGUUCACUAUCGAUGCUUUGAGCGGAAACGUGACGGUGGCUGGAUAUCUCGACAGAGAAGAGCAAGACGAGUACCUGUUAAAGGUUGUAGCAGCGGAUGGCGCAUGGCGAGCGGAGACUGCGCUGACAAUCACCGUUCAAGAUCAAAAUGAUAACGCGCCCGAAUUCGAGAAGGAAAUCUAUCACUUCCAUUUUCCCGAGCUUCAAUCAGUGGUAACGCACGUCGGCCAGGUCGCGGCGAUUGAUCGCGACAAGCAAGGACCAAACUCGGUCAUAUCUUACAAUCUGCUACAACCGUCCGAUCUCUUCACCGUCGAUCCAGCGACCGGUGACGUCUUCAGCAAGCGUACUCUGCGUUACAAGCAUACGCAUCGACCAUCCUCACCGGAAAACUUGUACUCGCUGACAGUGGUGGCGACAGACAAUGGCAAACCGCCGAUGUCUUCGAGAGUAACGGUACAUGUAAAUGUGGUGGAUGCCAAUAACAACGCGCCUCGCUUCGAGCAGAGAUCUUACCUAUCGCCAGUACCGGAGAAUUACGGAUUGGGUAAGCGAAUCACCCAGCUGAUCGCACGCGACGAUGCCGAUUUUGGUGUGAACGCGGAGGUGAUUUACUCGCUGACGAGCGUGAACGUUACCGGCGAUCUCUUCGCCAUCGAGGAGCAAUCCGGCUGGGUCUACGUACGCAGGAGUCUCAACGGUAUCGCCGUCGGCACGGUGUUCCUCCUGAAGGCGCGCGCCACCGACAAGGGUGUGCCACCGCAGAAGGACGAGGUUAUUCUAACACUCGUGAUUUCCGGUGAAAACCGACAUGCGCCGACUUUUGCCGCCGUCAGCUACCAGGUGAGAGUGCCGGAGAACGAGCCGGUCAACACAACCAUUCUGACGGUGAGCGCCGUGGACGGCGACAGUGGACCCAACGGUAUGGUUCGCUACAGAAUCUCAGCCGGCAACGAGAGAAACGAGUUCUCCGUACAUUCCAUCACCGGCGCGGUCACCAUACUUGAGCCUCUCGAUUACGAUCUCGUGCAGGAAUAUAAAUUGAACAUCAUUGCUACGGAUCUGGGAUUCGAGCCAAUGGAAGCGAUGGCUACCUUAACCGUCAAUGUCUCUGAUAUCAACGACAAUCCUCCAACUUUCAAACGAAACGUCUACGAAGCAUUCUUGCUGGAAAAUUCGCCGCCUGAUAGCUUCGUCUACAAGGUGGUCGCUCAAGACAUCGACUCACCCAAGUACGCUGUAAUAGAAUACAAGAUCCUCGGUGGCAGUGGCAAGGAUUACUUCCGCAUCCGCGAAGACACCGGCGAGAUCACGUCGGAUGCCAGCUUUGACUAUGAGGAGACGAACGAGUUCAGUCUCGACAUUGUUGCGGCAAAUCCGGACUCCAGUCCGCAGAUGGUCGGAUUCACGACUGUGAUGGUACAUAUUACCGGCGUAAACGAGUUUUAUCCCAAGUUCAUUCAGCCAGUGUUCCACAUGGACGUGUCGGAGAGCGCCGAGGUGGGCACGUCGGUCGGCUUAGUUCAAGCGACUGAUCAGGACUCGGGCGAGGACGGCCGGGUGUACUACCUCUUCGUGGGCUCGUCCAAUGACCGUGGUUUCUCCAUCGGCUCGGAGACCGGCAUUAUCAGAGUGUCGCGUCGACUCGAUCGCGAGACGCAGAAUCGUGUGGUGCUGACGGUAAUGGCGAAGAACGGCGGCGGUAUACGCGGCAACGACACCGACGAGGCGCAGGUAAUCGUCUCCAUCCAAGACGGCAACGAUCCGCCCGAGUUCUUGCAGAACUUGUACGAUGCCAAGGUGUCCGAAGGCGCCGUACACGGCACGCGCAUGCUCACUGUCCGCGCGGUCGACAAGGACAUCAAGCCGCAGAAUAAUCAGUUCUCGUACUCAAUUAUCGGCGGCAACGUCGACCAGGCCUUCAAGAUCGAUCCGCAGACCGGUGACAUCGAAACAGCAAAACAUCUGGAUCGCGAAACCGUGCCUGCUUAUGAUCUAACGAUCGGCGCGAUCGACACCGGGUCGCCGCCGCAAACCGGCACCACGAUGGUGCACAUAGAGUUGCAGGAUGUGAACGACAAUGGUCCGAUCUUUGAUCCACCGGAAGUUAUCGGCUAUGUCAGCGAGAAUGAACCGGCUGGUACCAGUAUCAUGACUCUCAGUGCGACCGAUCCCGAUUUGCCGCCCAACGGCGCGCCGUUUACAUACAAAUUAAUCGGAGGAAAACAGAGCGACAUGGUUACUUUGGACAAACAUUCGGGUAUACUCAGGACUACAAAGAGUCUCGAUAGAGAAACAAUGCCGCAACUGGAUCUCAUGAUUGAAGUGGAAGAUUCGGGUGUACCCCGAAUGAAGAGAGAACACAGCAUCACCGUGAUCAUCACAGAUCAGAACGACAGCCCAUCCACACCGAGAUCAGUGCACGUAAUUGUGCACUCAUUCAACGCCAAGAUACCGCUGGGAAAAAUCGCCGACGUACAUCCAAACGAUCCGGAUAUCACUGGACUUUAUUCGUGUAAGAUACUUCAGGGCUCGAAUUCACGCGUGCUAAGUAUACCAACCGCCUGCGAUCUGCACACUAACAAAAUUACAUCAGAAAUCGGCUAUUCGUUGAGCGUCUCCGGCAACGACGGACGACAUUCCGACGUAAUCUCCAAAAUCACGGUCGAGUUUUUGAUCUUUUCCAACGCCACGAUCGAAAACAGCGUAACUCUGCAAAUUUCUAAACUGACUGCGAAAGAUUUUCUCACUCAAUAUUACCGAGCACUUCUGGAUCUUCUACAAGAGAAAAUCGAGGUCGGCGAUACAUUUAUCAUUUUCAGUAUUAGUGAAAAUGGACCAGAUUUAAACGUCCAUUUGGCAGUAAAAUCUCCGCAAGAAUAUCGUACGAAAUACGAAGUGACUGAACUGUUAACGCGCAAUCAAGACGAAAUUCAAAUGCUAUUCAAAGAUAACUCUUUCAUUAUCGGCUAUUCUCCGUGCAAGCAAAUACCGUGUGAGAACGGAGGUAGCUGCAGUGAUCACUUAGCUAUAUACGACGAUGCCAGGAUUACCGAUAGCCAGGCGUUGAUUCUGACAUCGCCCAGAGUGCUGCACGAGAUGAACUGUAAGUGUCGGGAUGGCUUCACCGGCGACAGAUGCGAAAAAAGGCAAGAUCCAUGUUCGCCGAAUCCCUGUUUGUUGGGAGGACAAUGUCGACGCUUGGGAUAUGAUUUUCAAUGUACUUGUCCUAUGGAUCGUGAUGGCAAACUGUGCGAACUCGAGAGAGGCGACGCAUGUGCUAGCAAUCCGUGUCGAAACGGCGGUUCGUGCAGAAAGAGCCCGGACAGCUUCAGCUUCUUCUGCCUUUGUCGAGCAGGCUACAGAGGAAAUCACUGCGAAGCAGUCACCGAUUCUUGUCGACCAAAUCCUUGCUUGUACGGCGGCUUGUGCGUUAGUGAUAAACCUGGAUAUCGAUGCAGCUGUCCCGAGGGUCGCUACGGGCGGCACUGCGAGCGCUCGACCUUCGGCUUCGAUGAACUCUCAUACAUGACAUUCCCAGCGCUUGACUCCAAUACAAACGACAUCACUAUCGUGUUUGCCACCACAAAACCGGAUGCGCUAUUACUAUACAAUUACGCACCACAAACAGGCGGCCGCUCUGACUUUGUCGUACUGGAGCUGAUGGCUGGACGAGUGAUCUUUUCGUACGGCGGUGCCAGAAGCGCGAUCACUACCGUCACUAUCAAGACGAAAAAGUCGGUGUCGGAUGGCGAAUGGCACAAGGUCACCGCUACCAGAAACGGUAGGGUCGUCUCGCUCAGCGUGUCCGUCUGCAGGGAACAUGGCGACGUCUGCGAUGAUUGUAAACCCGGCGACGGCACUUGUUACGCGGACGAUGUGGGUCCGACCGGCACUUUGAAUUUCAACAAUAAUCCUCUUCUACUGGGUGGUUUGGAAAACGCCGAUCCCGUGCUGGAACGUCCAGGCCAGAUUCAUUCUGAUGACUUUGUGGGUUGCAUUCACUCGGUAUCAAUAAAUGGAAGAACUUUGAAUCUGACGAAUCCACUCGCGUCGCGCGGCGUGAAAUCAACGUGUGUCAGAUCGCAACAGAAUCCUUGUUUGAAAGAUGAGAAGAACACUGUUUCCGUCUGCGGUGUGGGCGCUCAGUGUUAUGAUAAGUGGCAUCAAGUGAUGUGUCAAUGUGGAUCUUUGAGAGCACCUAAUUGCCACGGCGCCUUGGAGGCCAUGAUGUUGAGCGACGGAGGAUUUAUCGAGUUCAAGGUUUCAGAGAAGCACAGAAGAAUGCAACUAUUGGAAUACCUUUAUGGCGGUUCCACGCUGUGGAACCAUACAAAUCGCGUUAAGCGCAAUCUUAUUCAGGACACGAGCUCCAUAGCGAACUCAUCGCCGUUGAAGACAAUCGGCCUGAUGUUCAGAACUGUGAAGCCUGAUGGUAUCCUGAUUUAUAUUGCAACCAAUAAGCAUUUUACAUCUAUAGAGCUUCGUAAUGGCCAGCUGAUUUACACGUCCUUGCUUGAAUCACCGGUGAACAUGUCGAUCAAUAUCGAGGGCGGCCUCGCCGAUGGACAUUGGCACAAUCUGACUCUCCACGCCUACUCCCGGGGAUUAAGACUACUGGUCGACAGCGUCUUGAUGGGCGACGAGUUGGACUUGACGGGUGUCCACGAUUUCCUCGACCCUUAUUUAUCCGUCCUGUCGAUCGGUGGAGUCAGUCAAAAUUUCUAUUACGCUCAUAGCGCUGGCGCCAAGAGCUUCGAAGGAUGCCUGGCUAAUUUCACAGUCAACCACGAGGUGCAACCGUUUAAUGGCUCUGGAUCUAUUUUCAAGGACGUGCUUUAUCACGGCAAAGUGAGCACCGGAUGCCGACAGAUCGGCAUCAGCGCAGCCGCGGCCGCGGAUCCUCUCAGUAUCGGUAUCACCUUAGUCAUCGUCUUUUUCGUUAUCCUGCUGAUCGCCAUUCUGGUGAGCUUCAUAGUGUUCCGAUUGCGUCGACAAAACAAGGAGAAAUCAGCGCCGUCGGUUGUCAACAAGAAUACGAACGCUAUUAUGACCGGCAAUUCGCUGGUCGGCGCCGGGAAUGAUAAUCUCAUGUCUCGUCACGAGAACACCUACAUCUCCGACACAUCGGAUCUGCGCGGCGUGGGUCACAUGGGUCCCGAACUGAUCUCAAAGAAAUACAAGGAGCGUGAGAUCAGCGCCAAUGCCGAGCAUCGGCCACAGCGACCAGAUAUCAUCGAGCGGGAGGUCACUAAGUCGCCGCCCAUCCGCGAUGAGCACCCACCGCUGCCGCCGCCCGCCCAGACCUCCCUUCACUCGCACGAACACAAUCCAGAACCCGACAUUCCGGAACACUACGACCUGGAGAACGCUAGCUCCAUUGCACCCAGCGACAUCGACAUCGUGUACCAUUACAAGGGUUAUCGCGACGGAAUGAGAAAGUACAAAGCCACUCCGCCUCCCAUAGGUAACUACGGCAACCAUCACAAGCACACGGGACAGCAACAUCGACAUACCGGACCCUUUCCACCAAGGGCGAUGCCACCGCCGAACGUGAAUCAACCAUCCGGACCAGCGCCCAAGUUGCUUCAGAGCACUCCUUUGGCGAGACUAUCGCCUAGCAGCGAGCUGUCUGCGCAACAACCGCGAAUUCUCACGCUUCACGACAUCAGCGGGAAGCCGCUGCAAAGCGCGCUGCUGGCCACCACGUCCUCGUCCGGCGGCGUCGGCAAGGAUGCGCUAAACUCCAAUAGCGAAAGAAGUCUGAACUCGCCCAUCAUGAGUCAGCUGUCGGGUUCAACGGCCAGCAGAAAAGCGCCGCAGUCGAAUAACGAAAACUCGGUGAACAACGUGUCCUCGGGUCCUAUGGGUCUCACGGCGGAGGAAAUCGAGCGACUGAAUUCUCGGCCGAGAACGUCUAGCUUGGUCUCCACCCUCGACGCCGUGAGCUCCUCCAGCGAGGCGAGGGGCCCGUCUGCUCACGGGCCUCUCCAUCAUCAUCGACGUCACACGCCACCUGUGGAGAGGCUUGAGCGGCGUAACUCGUCGACAACCGACGAGAGCGGUAACGACAGCUUUACGUGCUCGGAGAUCGAAUAUGACAACGGGUCGCUGGCAGGCGACAAGCAGUCCGACAACCUUUUUGCCAAGCAGGACGAUGAGGGGAGCGGGCCCCAGGGUAGAAACAACGUCGAGUCGUCGCAGUCGACAAAGCCGCCACUGCCGCCGAACGUCGGCAAUUACGACGGCUUCGACAGCUCGUUCCGCGGCUCCCUCAGCACCCUCGUCGCCUCGGACGACGAUCUGUCGACUCACAUGGGCGGCCUCCUCUACGGCAGUCAUACCAACAACGGCUCGCCCACCACUACGAAUACCACCACAACCACAACCGCCGCCGAAGAUGCUCUCGGCUGGGACUACCUGCUCAACUGGGGACCCAACUUCGAGAGCCUCGUCGGCGUCUUCAUUGACAUCGCGGAGCUGCCGGACAGCGCCAGUCGAGUACCCAGGUUGCCGACGAACAUCCCUAAACCGUCCGAGGAAUAUGUAUGAGGUUCUUUAAAUGGUGCUAGGAUAAUUUAGUGAACUCGCUACUAUAGUUUAGUGAGAAAUUUCGUGGAAAUUGUGAAGACUCGUCCUAAAGCAACGCGAGACCUGCGAUUUAGAAAUGUUGCCGAAUUUUUACUAUUGUUUAGUUGACUAGUUGAACAUGUGUAAAUCAAUAGUAUUAAUAAUGAUAUUUUCAGUGUCGGAUGUGGUUUUGAGUCAUACGAGGAUAUGUUUAAGGAAGGUGCGGACAAAAAAAGUAGCUUUUAAGUGUUUAUAAAAGAAAUUGUUGCAAUAUUUAAGGAUAGUAGUGAGGUACCGCGUCGAACGCGUGAUCAUCUUGCCAUAAAACGCGAAGAGGAACUUUCCUCGAAAAGAGACUCGUUCGUCAUACGGCAUAGUUGUUUUUUUUUUUUAUCGUAUUUCACGAAUCUGUAAAUAUCGAAUAAUACAUAUGCAAUCAAAACAACUUCUAUGCGGAGUGCACAAAGCAGCGCUUAUACGAUCGGUUGAACUGCAGAGAUUCUUCUGCGACCAAUAUUAAUUAAUGUCGAUUGAAAUUAAUAUUACUAAUAAUGUUGAUUUUAAUUGAAUUAAUUGAUAUUAAUGCUGAGCGCAUUUCACGCAUUUCGAGCGAUCGUACAUAAUUUUAAAUACGAAAUAUAAUUACGCGAAAUUACAUUGAAUGCCAUUUUAGUUACGGCCGGACUCGCCGUCGACGAGAUGGAAAGAUGUGCGACUGGACAUCGAGGCGGCUCAAUUGAUUGUUAACUAUGGAUUUCUGUAUAUACCUUAAACAGCCGCGUGAAUGCCACAUACAUUCGAUACAGUCGCACAUGUCGUAAUUAUUGGUGGAAUGGCUAAAUGGCACAUAGAUAUUUUACCUCACAAUCCUUAAUAUUUGAAUCAGAGAUUAAAAUUGUUACACUUUCACUGUCUAUUCAUUGAAAUUGCAGCGCGCAAAACUCUCAAAGUAGUUAUAUAAUUUAUAUUU